Lodderomyces beijingensis is the source of this 599-nucleotide messenger RNA. Lineage: Eukaryota; Fungi; Ascomycota; Pichiomycetes; Serinales; Debaryomycetaceae. The record is from the annotation of a GenBank genome assembly.
AUGGUCCACAUUCGGUAUCCUGUAUUGAUAGGUAUGUCGACAACCGAAGGUGAAAACAAGAAAGAGAGGAAGAAAGAGAAAAAAAGGCGUAACUAACAUUUCAAAAAGUCUUUAUCCUCACACUCAUUGGUGCAGCUUAUUUGGGCUUUGCGCAGAUUGAGGUUGUUCAUGACAAACUCCUACAUUUCGUGAUCUUUUGCAUUCUAACGGUUGAGUUCUACUUUAUCUUCGACGCUCAGUUCAAGUCGCUCAAGAUUGUCCGGUACCUCACGGUGGCUGUGUGCACUUUUGGAGGAAGUAUCAGUCUGGAGGUGGUGCAGAAGUUUGUGAAUAAGGAAAGAGUGUUUGACCCGUAUGACAUAUUGUACAACAUAGGAGGCAGCUUACUAGGGUUGGCUAUAUGCGUUGCUCAUCUGAAUUAUAGAAAAAGUAUAGCCAAGAGGGAAAGGUCAAGACACCUCCGGAUGGGUGGCGGUGCUGGUAGCAUUGAAGAAACCAUUAUGUUGGAAGAUGAGGCUGGAUAUAAUAACCCCAACGAGCAAGGAGAGAGUGGACGGAACACUCCUAGUGAUAAUGUCAAAGCUCAGAUGAAGGAUUGA